Molecule: messenger RNA, 1286 nt
Organism: Camellia sinensis
Lineage: Eukaryota; Viridiplantae; Streptophyta; Magnoliopsida; Ericales; Theaceae
Source: RefSeq, a predicted model, not a curated record
UUUUGUACUUUAUUCAACCAGACAAGUUUUAUUAAUUGCUCCUGCACAAAUUAAGAGGUACUUCUAUAUUCUUCUAAUUGCAUGAACCAAUUGAUUUGAUUUGGUGGGUCCACUUUGAAUUUGAGCAUUGUUUAUUUAUUUGCAUUUUCCUAUUUGAUCCCAUUAUUGAUGGUAGAGAACUACAGAUCUCAUUUGACAAUUUUCCAUAUUAUUUAUGGUAGAAGCCUUCCGCACAACUGUAAUCUUUCCUGUAUAGUCAUUUUAUGUACUUAUUCUAUGUUCUAACAUCCACUGCAGAUCUCUUAUCAUAAUUCAGCUUUUGAGUAUGUUAGCAUAUUCCACAGUACUUUUGAACUUGAUAACUAGUUCUUAUAUAAGAUGUUGACUAGUUCCCUUCUUCUGCAAGAUAGUUACUUGGUUGGAUGCAUCGCAAGUUUCGGGCCAAUGAACCACUGAAGGAUUUUAGCGUAGGGAAUUCUUGUACUUGUCUUUCAGGGAAGCCAUCACUGGAUGACCAACAGUACUACCCAAAGUCAAAUUUUGGCACUAAAUCCUUAGGCAAAGCACAAAGAGACAACCAUCUGCAAAAAUCAUUUUCCAGCCUAGAAGCAGCAAGAGUAGAAGCAGACGACUUUGAAGAAGAAUCUUCAGUUGCGAUUUCCGAGCUCUUGCAUGGCUUCCUUACCAUAGGUACUCUUGGUUCAGACCCAGUCAGCACAGACUCAUCAACGCCAACAUUUGCCAUAUCAGUUGAGAACAUAACUGAAAAAGAAACAGAAGUAACAGAGAAUGAACUGAAGCUUAUUAAUGAUGAGUUGGAGAAGGUGCUAGGGACUGAAGGAGACGGUUGCAAUGACUCAUCUGGGGGAAACAGUCAUGUUAGUACUGGAAGAAACAGUUAUGUUAGUACUGGAAGAAGCAGCCAUGGUAGCACCAUUACACUUAGCGGAAAGCCAUUGGAAGGCACAGAGACCAGUGGAAAUGGAACAACAAUCUGUCCACUCCAGGGCUAUCUGUUUGGAUCAGCAAUUGAGUUGCCAGAAACAACCACAGUGGUAAAGAAGGAACAUAGAACAUCGCUUGGGGAGCUGUUUCAGAGGACAAAAAUAGCAGAGGAAAAUUAUGUAGCCAAAAGCGAGAGGGGAGAAAAACGGACAGAAAAGGAGACAGAUAAAUCAGCCAUACACCUCAUGAAAAAGAUGCUGAAGAAAAGAAUGGUUCAUGGUUCUUCUCGGAGCUCCACCACAUCGACUGGGGGAAAUGUUGACUCUGCUUCAUCUGAGACA